AUGCCAUCAGGCGCAAGGAACGCCAAGACCUCUUGCCUCAGGAUGGACGAGAGAGGUGUCCUUGUGCCGGAGGACAUCCAGAAACGCCCCCAAUACCAGCAGCUGCGACGGCGGCGGCAGCAGCAGCAGCAGCAACAGCAACAGCAUCAUCAUCAUCAUCAUAAUCAACAUCAUCAUCAGCAGCAUGGCGCCUCCCAGAGCCCUCCCAUUCCGCCCAAAGAAUUACACACUAGAAGCACCACCACCACCACCAGCAACAACAGCGGCGGCGGCAGCAGCCGGGGCAACAGCAACGGCAACAGCAACGGCAACAGCAACGGCAACAGCAACGGCAACAGCAACGGCAACAGCAACGGCAACAGGGGCUACUGCCGCCGCCGCCGCCGCCUCCUCCCGUUCCUGCUGGCCCCCCAGCUCUCUCUGGUCCUGUGGCAAUUGAAGAAGAGGAAGCAUGAUGAUAACAUCAGGCGCGAUGAGCGCGCCAGGAUCACUCGCGUGAUCGAAGAAAUGGGGCAUGAUGUCUCAUUGUUACCAGAGAGGUUCCAGAGAGAGCUGGGGGUGCCCCAGCUACGGUCCAACUUGACUGAGGCCCAGAAACUCCGUGUCAUUGAGUUGGACGGUGAGUGGGCCGUAGCAAAGCAGGAGCGGGAGGCGGCGCACCAGAAGCGCAAAGAGGCUAAAGCAGCCUGGGAGGAGGCAGAGAGGGCAUGGGCUGAGGCAGACAAGCGGGUGAAGGCAGUGUCCGCGGAAAGGCGGCUCUUCUUUGAAGAGUAA
This is a messenger RNA of Aspergillus udagawae, 774 nucleotides long. RefSeq lists its product as uncharacterized. The record is from RefSeq and is a predicted model, not a curated record. The transcript is spliced from 7 exons. NCBI's taxonomy places the organism in Eukaryota, Fungi, Ascomycota, Eurotiomycetes, Eurotiales, Aspergillaceae. Bases 1 to 774 code for a protein of 257 amino acids.